Messenger RNA from Caenorhabditis sp. 36 PRJEB53466, 1803 nucleotides. NCBI's taxonomy places the organism in Eukaryota, Metazoa, Nematoda, Chromadorea, Rhabditida, Rhabditidae. The record is from the annotation of a GenBank genome assembly.
AUGAUACAAUUGGCAAAAUCAAUUCCUCUCUUAUUCCGCGCUCCGAAAAAGAAAACGCCAGAGCCGGACUACGAAACGUUACUUCUGGUCAGUCAGUCUACAGUAAUCCGCCGAGACUCGUCGAGCUCAAUUCCAGGUGCCCGACACGAAUGUCCGUCUGGAAAUCGAGAUAGAAGACGAGUUGUACUUUCACGGAUUCAUGAAAACCGACGAGGCCGAGGAGAUUCUGCAGUUUGUUCAAUGGCCCGUUUUCUUUGAAAAUGAAUUCAAAUGUUCAGGGAGUGUGAGAGCGGGGUGUACUUGCUCAGAACCGUAAUGACGUUCGAUGGAGUCGGUUAUGUGAUCAGCGCGAAGGCGGAGAGCGGCAACGUCUUCCAUAUGAUCAUCAACAAAACCAAAGAAGUCUGUACUGCCGGCCCGCAAUGGAUCGAGUUCACAUUUUUCUUUUUUUUCAGACAAAACUCUAUUGGCUCGACGCUCACGCAUUCGUGUCAAUUCAACAACUCAUGGGAUUCUAUGCGGAGUAAGAGUUCCAGCAAUUCGAGCUGUGUACACUGUUGUUCUCAGAAGUCUAAUCCCGGUCCGAGUGGACGAAGACGAGCAAGAACACGAAGUUGUGUUCCGAAAACCGUUGCCGAGGCUUCAAUGGCAACUUGCCCACGAACAGGUGCGCACUCCUCUGGUCCCUCGAAGCUCAUAAGUUCUAUUGCAGCUCGAGAUGAACGAGACACUCGGAGCAGGCACGUUCGGCGACGUUUUCAAAGGAUUUCUGGAGGUUUCGUUCCGAAAAGGCCGCAAAAUUGUGGCGAUCAAGACUCUGAAGAACGUGGAACUCGCGUCGCAGAAGACGUUCGAAUUGCUGCACGAGGCGCACCAUAUGAAACGUUUCGACCACGUCCGUAACUGGAAAGAUCCCACCGGAAAGCUCUUUACUCUUUUCAGAAGCACGUUGUGAAGUUCCACGGGUUGGCCGCCUUCCGCGAGCCGUUCAUGAUCGCUAUCGAGUUCUGCGCCGGCAACAAUUUGGACGGAAGACUUCAGAAAACUGUGAGCAUUGCUGUAGAUAUCAGAAGAUUCAAUUUAUUUCAGUAUAUUCCGGUGUUUCAAAAGAUCAAAUACUUGUAUCACGCUUCUCUCGGAAUCAAUUAUCUCCACGAUAUCGGAAUCUGUCACGGGUGACUUUUCCCUUCACCCAACUAUAACGUCUCCCGUAUUCCAGUGACGUAGCCACUCGAAACUGUCUGAUUUCCGCCGACGACGUCAUCAAAAUCUCCGACUUUGGCUUGUCGGCCGACAAAAAGACAAAGCAGAAGAAAUCGGAUAACAUGCCGUUGCGAACGAUGGCUCCCGAGUGCCGCAACGCCGCCAUUUUCUGCACGAAAGGCAGCGACGUGUGGGCGUUUUCGGGGCUCAUCUUCGAAAUGUUUCACCGGGCGAUGGAGCCGUACGGCGAGUACGAGCCGAGGGGCAAAGUCGUCGAGGCGCUCAACAAUGGAGACGUGAGCGAGAGGGAGAUUCAGAGGGCACGUGGGAGAGUUUCAGAUCCAUUUGUAUUUGUUCGAACGGCCGCAGACGGAAGAGCCUCCGUGGGGAAUGACUUUGACGAAAAAGAAGGUUUGGGAGCAGACGCUCGAGAAGCCAAAGUAUCCGGCGAUCGUCAAGGAGAUCGAGAUUCUGUUCCGGCAGUGCAGGUUCCGAAACCUCAAGUUCCGGGCGGUUUUCCCUGAAGAAGACGAUCCGCACAGACGUUCGAUUUGCAAACACUUGGAGAACAUGACCAAAAAGUACAAUAUUACUGUGUGA